Molecule: messenger RNA, 862 nt
Organism: Cuscuta campestris
Lineage: Eukaryota; Viridiplantae; Streptophyta; Magnoliopsida; Solanales; Convolvulaceae
Source: the annotation of a GenBank genome assembly
UACUACUAUAAAAUUACGUGGAGGUCCGUGGGGUCGCGUGACCCCGUGUGACCCUAUGUGGGUCCGCCCCUGUCCGAUCCGAUUAAUAUCCGUUUACACCCCUAUGUAUGUGUGACCGAGGGGAUCGGAAGGAGGGUAGAAAUGGACGCCGGCGAUCAAUUGGCGAGCCGGCGACGAAAGGGUGUCGUGGAGCGGUGGCUGGGAAUGAGAGGGAUCAGCUGCUGCGGCGCCUCGUGGGGUUUCUUGCCGGCGACGGCCGCCGCAGUUACAGACGACGACGGAGUUGGGGAGAAUGGGCCGGCGCCGUCGUGUGCGGCGGAGACUCCGGCGGGAUCAGGGAUGAAUCUUGCUGCGGCGUUGGAGGCCGAGCGGCACUACAUGGCGGUUCGAGACGGAGGCCGAAUCGCACCGGCCAGAAUAUCGUUGAUGAGGUUGCUGGAGGAAACGGCCGAGGGCGGGGAUGGGGUGGAGAUGCAGAGCGGCGGCGGCGGCGACGCGGCGGCGUGCUGCGUGUGCAUGGGGAGGAGAAAGGGCGCAGCGUUUAUCCCGUGCGGCCACACCUUUUGCAGAGUGUGUUCGGCGGAGCUCCGCCUGAGCCGAGGCUCUUGUCCCCUCUGCAACCGAUCCAUUCUUGACAUUCUUCACAUUUACUAAAAAAAACAAGAGUUAAAAUAUAAAUAUUCAAUUCAAUUGUUUGGAGACCAUCUAUAAGACUAUAGAGUUUGAAAUCUUCACUUUCAAACGACAAAGCAUAACUUAGAUUUAUAAAGUUUGAAAUCUUCACUUUCAAUGUAGGAUCAUUAUUCUUCACACUAGACAUUAUUAAGUAUGAUUUAGAAAAUAAAAAAAAGUUUAAAUCCUA